This is a messenger RNA of Salvelinus sp. IW2-2015, 909 nucleotides long. RefSeq names its product myosin light chain 1, cardiac muscle. Lineage: Eukaryota; Metazoa; Chordata; Actinopteri; Salmoniformes; Salmonidae. Gene Ontology annotation, molecular function: calcium ion binding. Gene Ontology annotation, cellular component: myosin II complex. The record is from RefSeq and is a predicted model, not a curated record.
AACACCUCUACCCACUGUGUGUUAGCAGUGUCCUUCCUCCUGUGUCCCCUGAGUAUAGUCGUGCAUCACAAUGGCACCCAAGAAGAAGGAAGAGCCCAAAGAAGCACCCAAACCCAAGGCCCCAGAGCCUGAGCCAGUCAAGAUCCCGGAGUUUAACCCCACAGAAGUCGUGCUUGAAUUCACUCCUGAGCAGAUUGAGGAUUUCAAGGAUGCUUUCCAGCUGUUCGACAGGACACCACUCAAUGAGAUGAAYAUCACAUACGGACAGUGUGGCGAUGUGAUCAGGGCACUGGGGCAGAACCCCACCAAUGCUGAAAUCAUGUACGUCCUUGGAAAGCCCAAGGCUGAGGAGAUGGCGACAAAGAUGCUGGACUUCGACAGCUUCCUGCCAAUCCACCAACACAUCUGCAAAGCCAAGGACCGCGGCACAUAUGAAGAUUUUGUUGAGGGUCUGAGGGUAUUCGACAAACUGGGCGAUGGCACGGUCAUGGGCGCUGAGCUCAGGCACGUCCUGGCUUCACUGGGUGAGAAGAUGAAGGAGGAUGAGGUUGAGCAGCUCAUGACAAACCAGGAGGACGCCAACGGCUGUGUAAACUACGAAGCUUUUGUAAAACACGUCAUGGCAUCUUAAAAAUGCUGCCAAGACACCCGAUAGUUGAAGACAGGUGAUUGUUCAUAUGUUUAUGGAAAGUCCACACCAUGUCCCUGAUCCCAUGUGCUCAUCUCAUGUGCUCAUCCCUAUGUGCCCAAUUGGAUUACUAUUCCAUCAGGUGACAGGACCAAUUAACUUCAACUAAUUGUUCAUUGUUUUCAUUUGCUCCCCAUCUUGUUCACUCAAAUAACAAAUGUGAUUGUACUAUUCAUUUGUGGAUCAAAACUUGUGAUUAAACAGAAUGAUUCAUUAUUAUA